AUGCUCCCGCAAAAACCGCCUCGACUGCGCCGCCGCCGCGCAACUCCUUCACUCCCCCGCCCUCAACCGUCCAUUCUUCUCUCCCUGUCCAACUACCAGCCUCUGCUCCUCCUCACUCUGGCUCUCUUCUCCCUCUUCACCCCCUCUCUCGGGCGCUUCGUCAUUGUGGGUCAACGGCACAUAGACGGCUUCAACUAUCCGUGGAAUCCUGUCGUGAACUACACAAAAUGGGCCGCUACCUUCCCUGUCAUUGCAGGCGAUACCCUGGUGUUUCAAUACGAGUCAGGCGAAGAAGUUGUGUACGAAGUGCCGUCGCAGGGCGACUUAGACGACUGUCGCCUGGACGACGCGAGGUUGCUGUGCGACUCAAUGGACGGUGAGGGCGGCAGGAGCAGCGACCGAGGUGGACAUGUGAGGGGGUGCCGCGUGGUCGUCGCGCCACGUACGCUUUAUUUAACGUCAAAGGUUGAUCACUGCCGCGCGGGACAAAGGGUCGUGAUACGACCACGAGAAAGUGGUUCGGAACACGUCAGCUCUGAUUCGCACGGGAACCUACCCGAGCGGCUGUGGCGGCCGCCCGACGCGCCAUCCCUCGUAAGCACCGCCGCAGCAGGCGGGCGGCGGGUGAUCGUGGGGGCAGCUGCCGGCGGGUACAACUACCCGUGGAACCCGGCGGUGAACUACAACGCGUGGAUUGCGGCCAAUAAGCUCUACGCGGGAGACUUCGUGGUUUUCAAAUACCCGGCGUUCCAGGAAGAGGUGGUGCAAUUUUCGACUCUGGCGGACUUCAAAUCGUGCAACUUCCGCGCGGCCAAAAUUAUCUGCUACGACUCUUGGGGCCAAAACGGGUGCGCCCUCCGCGUGACCGCCGCGCCGGCCAUGUACGCGUCGGGGCUGUACGGGCACUGCAAGGCGGGGCAGAAGCUCUUGGUGAAGGCUUCCGCGCGCCCGUAUUCUCCCCGCACGCUCGUGGUUGGGUACAUGUCGGAACAGUUCGCGUGGCAGUGGAAUCCCGAGGCGCAGCUGGCGAAGUGGGCGAGCGCGAAUAAAGUUUACGUGGGCGACACGCUUGUGUUCAAGUAUCCGCCUUACAAGGACGAGGUGUACAUUGUGCCCACACUUUCCGACUAUAACAACUGCGUCUACACCAACUACGUGUCGUACUGUAACGGUACGGACGGAGGCGGGCAGGGGUGCUUCACCAACCCCAUCACCAGCACCACCUACUUCGUAUCCGGCCUGUACAGCCACUGCAAGGCUGCUAACCAGAAGAUCAUCAUCACUCCCUUGAAGCCGCCAUCCUGA
Molecule: messenger RNA, 1305 nt
Organism: Closterium sp. Yama58-4
Lineage: Eukaryota; Viridiplantae; Streptophyta; Zygnematophyceae; Desmidiales; Closteriaceae
Source: the annotation of a GenBank genome assembly